Messenger RNA from Paramecium octaurelia, 399 nucleotides. Lineage: Eukaryota; Ciliophora; Oligohymenophorea; Peniculida; Parameciidae. The record is from the annotation of a GenBank genome assembly.
AAUAUGUCUUGGUACAAAUAAUUAGGAAACUCAGUAAAAGAAUUGAGAUUCGUCUUCUGUUAAACAUGUGGAAGAUCAGAAGGCAUUAGGUAUUCAGAUAAAAUCAAAAUGUAGAAAUCUUGUAUCCAAAAAUUAUUGGCAAUGGAAGGAUGCAAACCCACAAUUCCCAUUUGUUGUUAGAGAGUGCGAAUCUAUUGACCCGUACAUCCUCAUCAGAUACAGUACAAUUUAUAUACUAUAAAGAAUACGGAGUUGAAAAGAAAGCUUUGAUCGGAAAUCUUAAUGAAUCGGAAUUGGAAUAAGUCAUUGGACAAUUGGUUGCGCAAUCCAAUAAAGUGAAUUCAACUAUCUGAUUAGCAAUGUCAUAAUCAAUAUAAUCAAAAAAAUACAAAAUUAAAC